CCCAAAGGGCGGGAACUCCCGCCGCAGGAGCAGCCAAUUGGGCAAGGUGCGGGGCAGGGGGGCGAUGGGCUGGGGCCGGGCGCUGCGGCGGGUGCUACGCUGCGGGGCGAUGGCGAGGAGCAUGUGCGCGCAGGCAGAGGACUGGCGCUCUGCCAAGGCCAUCUACGACUUUCAAGCACAAGAUAUCGAUGGCAACGAGGUGUCCUUGGAGAAAUACCGAGGCUUUGUCUGCAUCAUCACCAAUGUGGCCUCCAAAUGAGGGAAAACCGCUGUGAACUACACUCAGCUCGUCGACCUGCACGCCCGAUACGCUGAGAGGGGUUUACGCAUCCUGGGCUUUCCGUGCAACCAGUUUGGAAAGCAGGAACCCGGGACCAACGCUGAAAUUAAGGCAUUUGCUGAAAACUAUGGAGUUAAGUUUGAUAUGUACAGCAAGAUAGAUGUCAACGGGGAUGAUGCCCACCCGCUCUGGAAGUGGAUGAAGGAGCAGCCCAAGGGAAGAGGCACCCUGGGCAAUGCAAUAAAAUGGAACUUCACCAAGUUCCUCAUUAACCGGGAGGGCCAAGUGGUGAAGCGGUACAGUCCAAUGGAGGAUCCCUAUGUGAUCGAGAAGGACCUGCCUGCCCACCUGUAGACUUCAUCUUGCUCUGCACUGUCCCUGCACCUGGGCAUCGGCCUUCCUGCUGCCUGUGGAGCCUUCUUGCCAGCCCCAAUGAUGGUCUGCCUUCAAACCAGCCUGCUGGUGAGGCAGCCCUGAUGAUCUGGCGUGCACUGCUGGGAGAAGGCGUCACAGGGCCAGUGGCCGCUGCCAGGCAGCCUGGGAUCUGUUUUCCCCUUACAAUAAAAGUGUUAGACAUGAGCA
Molecule: messenger RNA, 862 nt
Organism: Cuculus canorus (common cuckoo)
Lineage: Eukaryota; Metazoa; Chordata; Aves; Cuculiformes; Cuculidae
Gene: GPX4
Product: glutathione peroxidase 4
Exons: 7
Biological process (GO): response to oxidative stress
Molecular function (GO): glutathione peroxidase activity
Source: RefSeq, a predicted model, not a curated record